CCAGUGAUUUUGCCUUAAAUCAACUUUUAAUAUUGGGUUUAUUUCCUGUGUAUUUACUAAUUGAAAAUUUACCUGAAUCAAAUGUGUCCCAUCAUUACAGGGUCGCAUAUUCGGCGACUAUGGCCGAAUUGUACGUCAAAUACUGCAUUCGGAUGACUGUCCACCAUUCGGAUGAUUUCGUUGGUUCUCUUUUGAGAUAAAACUCCGACAGCGUAUUUUGUGCCUCGGUUGGUGCCGUUUAGGAGCACGUAGAAUACGCAAACAACGGGUACCUGGUACCUUCACGUACGCACGAAAAUGGCCGGUCAAACAAGUCCGGUGUUGCCCACGCCAAGUAAUUCCACUCUACCCACGGCACAGACACGUUCGAAAACUUAAUAAAUAUUCGUAAAGCAAUUAUAAUAAUAAGCAGACGAUACGCGCACACGCCUCACAACAGUCACAUCACAUCGUCAUCAACAUUCACAUCCCGAAGGCAUCUCGAAAAUAUGUUGUUUUUUUUUUUUGAUUUUAUUCUUGUACCUGUUAUUUGUUUACCAGCUGAUUUCCAUAAUUCUUAUCAACGAUCGCUAACGGGCGAAAUGUAUGCCAUCGCUUUUGCCAACCUUUUUUUGUUAUGAUAAAAUAUUAAAUUUAAUGAACUAAUUUAUUUUUUAUAAUACAACCUUCGAAUAUUGUUCGACUUCGAAUCCAUAACAAGUAAUUCGAGCAAAAUGUUCGUACGAAAUACGGCAAAAUUGUACUUUCAAUCUAGCUUUUGAAAAUUAUAAAGUUAUGUGUAGAGAAAUUCACGAUUGUGAUUAUAUUAUACGUUCGGACUUACAAUAUUCGUGGUUGUACAUAUCUUUUUUUUUUACCGCCAAUUUAACGAAUAAUGAAUUAAGUUGAUUUUAUUAGUUGAUACUCUUUCCAAAAUCAUUGUAAUAAAAGAUAUAACAAUAUAAAACAAAUUUACUUGACUUUUUUUUUACGGUUUACACAAUAGUUUAGAACUAUUGCUAUACACGACACUGCUGAUAAAGAAGUCUGGUCUACUAUCAUUACCAUGCGUUAUCUAGUAUUUUUUUUUCCUUUUUAUUUUAUAAAAAAUUCUAUAAUCUAACUGUAUGCGAAUUCAUGCCGGUUUUGUGCUAAAAACCAAAUAAUUUUUUUUCGGGUUUAUUUUAUUAAUAGUUUUAUUUAAUUUUUGAACCUUCACUUCGGUUUGUGUAUUGUUUUGUUAAUUUAUACGCUAUGUAAAAGUUAAAUUUACCUGAACAUAAAAUGAUGUCCUCUAUGUUAAAGCGAAUACUUUUACCAAACAGUAUUUUUAGUACUGUUCAAAAUGUGGUGUCAAUUAAGCGUAAUUAUUAUUAUAAUUAUUAAUUACCUAGUAGUUAUUAUGCCUAUGUAGACAUUUCACUUACAUUUUUAGUUAUUCAAAAAUCAAAUCAUUCUGUUUUUUUUUUUCAAUUCCUAGGUUCAGAAAUUUUGAAAGAAUGUACCAGAAGCUAUAGUAAAUUAUUUGUGUCACCAACACAAAUAUUACAGUUUAAACCUGUACAUAUACAGCAAAAUCGUCAGGAAAGUUUUUUCAAAAAACGUUAGUAUAAUAAAUAAUAUCUUUAUAAUACAGUUACUUAGUAAAUAACAUUGUACACAAUAUAAUAAGUUCUGAUAAAAUAAAAUUAACAUCAAUCAGCCAGGUUACUAUUAUUUUAUAUACGUACAAUUUUUUUUUCUCAUGAUUAGAUACGGCUGAACAUAUAUGGAAAAGUGUUACUAGUGUUAGUAAUGCAGGUAAAAAACGUGGACGUGGUAAAGGAGCUGGUAAAAAAAGGGCAAAAAACCUUAAUAAAGGACAGGUUCUUGGUGUUGGUAAGUAUCUAAUUGUUUGAAUAAUGUAUAAAUUACAAAUUAUUAUAAAAGUGUUUUUUGUUUUGCAUAGGUGUUGACAAUAUGGUAUGGCCUGGACUCAAUGCGCCUAUUAUUAAAGGACGGGAUCUGAUAAAAAGAACUCAACUACCACCAGAUCCCGAUAGGGAAGCUCGUCUGAUUAAGCUCAGAGAUGCAAUGGGAACAUUUAGAUUUUUAAAACUCAUGCCAACAGAACGUGGAUGGUCUGGUAACAAAAUGCCUGGACGAAGUAUAGGUCCACCUGAUUCCAUUAAUGAAUGUUAGUACAUAUAUUGUUUUAAUUAAUGUGCAAUUUUUUUAAAAUAUUUUUCUCUGCAUAAAAUAGAUUCCUUUGAUGGAUUUGAUACAAAAGUAUUAGAAUUCAAAACUGUGUUUUGUAUGAAAUCUAAUGCUGGUCGUUACAGAAGAAUAAGUGUUGUUGCAGUAACUGGAAAUAAAAAUGGUUUAGCUGGUUUUGCUUUAGGUAAAGCAGCAGAUGCUAGAGCUGCUUUAAAACGUGCAAAAAAUAGAGCAGGACAAAAAUUAAUGUACAUUGAACGUUAUGAAAACCAUACUGUAUAUCAUGAUUUCUUUACACAAUUCUGUAAUACUAAAAUAUUUGUGGAGAAAAGACCUGAAGGCUAUGGUUUACAUUGCCAUCGUGCCAUUAAAACAAUUUGUGAAAUAAUUGGUAUUAAAAACUUAUAUGCCAAAGUAGAAGGUUCCACUAAUUUACAAAAUUUAGUAAAAGCAUUUUUUUUGGGAUUAUUAAAACAGGUUAGUUUUAUUUAAAUAGUAAUUAACUCUAAAUACUUAUUUAUUAUAUUAGUUGCCAAAAUAUUUUUAUUGAUUAUAUCAACAAGUAACACAAUGAAAGAAAAACAUUUCCAGUGAUUUGACUUAUAUUGUAAUUAGAUAUUUUUGAAUCAUGGAAUGUGUCAUCAGCACAAAGACUAUAAGUGCAUAACACGCUAGUGAACUUUUAUGCCUUUAUUUAUUAAAGUUUACUAUGUGUGUAACGUCUUUAGCAUUUGGUCUUAUGUAAAUCAAAAAUGUAUCUUUGCUAACUGUGAAACACUAAAAGUAAAGUAGAUUCAGGUGUCCCACAAAAAUCAAAAUAAUUCAGAAGCAUUAAAUAAAUAACUUUUUGUUUUAUUGAAAGUUAAUAAUAUAAAAUACUAUUAACAAAUUGUCUACAGAAAACGCAUCAACAACUAGCAGAUGAAACAAAAUAUCAUUUAGUAGAAUUUAGAAAAGAAAAUGAUUACUUACCAGUAGUGGUAGCAUCUCCAAACGGAGAUGUUAAAACUGAUCCAAAAGAAGCUCCUGAUUUUUUGCAAUAUGUCAUGGAUAAUAAAGUAAGGUUAAGAAAGAAGAAAUUCCCACCAUUUUAUACCAAAAAGACUCAUUGGUAUAUUAAAGAGAAGAAGAUGGAAACUAUAAGAAAUAUGGAAAAGGUACAGAUAAACUAAUUUAUAUAUAUAUAUAUAUAUACUUAUACACUUUUAAUUAUUUUAUUUUAUUAUUAGGCUAAGUUAAAUUUAAUUGCUGAGUAUGGUGAAAUAAGAAGUUUUUUGACCGAUACAUAUCCAGAAUGUAGACCACUACAAAAAAACGAAUUUAAAAAACAAACUGAAGAAGAUCAAUAAUUUAUAGUUAAAAAAAAAUAUAAAAAUAAUAAUUUUAUAGUUUUAAUAGUUUUUCAAGUUUAUUUACAUUUUUUAUUAUCAUCUAUAAACCCAAAAUUGUUAAGUUAAUUCAAUUUUGUGCUACAGAUAUGCAUUGACAUUAAAAUUAUGUCAUAUAUGUAUUAAACAUUUUUGUUGUUUUACAAAACUUUUUUAAUUUAAAUAUUAAAUUAUCUUUGACUUAAAUUUAUGGUACUGCAGAUCUUUCUCCGGCCCAUGCUCUUAAAUCAACUUUAGGUAUAGAAGAGCUAGCACAAGCUACUCUUUGAUUCCUAAAAAUUAUAAAAGAAAAUAAAUUACAAACUAUUAUCUAUAGGUAUCUGUUUAAUAAUAAAAUUAAAGUUUUACUUACAAAAAAGAUGGUUUUAUAAAUGCUAGUGGUUGAAUAAGGGCCAUAUCAUCAGAAUUAUCACACAAUAGUCUUGCCAAACUACUCUUUCUGAGUUCUUGUAGUUGAACUAUAACAAUUCAUUAAGAAAUAUUGAUUAAAAAUGUUAAUUAUAUAGUUUGUCGAUUGUAUUUACCUUGAUCAAAAGAUGAUGGAUGCCCGCCUUCUUCAUAGAAAAAUCUGUCGCCCCGUCUGAGUCUAGAAAAUUGGUCUCCAAUAAUGCACACAAAUGUCGGGCCCACUAAAGCAUCUUUUAUGGGCUUUUCUGAAACUCCUCCAAUAUACAAGUCUACUUCAUCCACUGAACCGUAUAAUCUUGCGAGUCUUGUAAUAGUCUG
Messenger RNA from Cinara cedri, 4289 nucleotides. Lineage: Eukaryota; Metazoa; Arthropoda; Insecta; Hemiptera; Aphididae. The record is from the annotation of a GenBank genome assembly.